Oenanthe melanoleuca is the source of this 2722-nucleotide messenger RNA. RefSeq names its product SECIS binding protein 2 (gene SECISBP2). The transcript has 18 exons. Lineage: Eukaryota; Metazoa; Chordata; Aves; Passeriformes; Muscicapidae. Gene Ontology annotation, cellular component: ribonucleoprotein complex. Gene Ontology annotation, molecular function: mRNA 3'-UTR binding; selenocysteine insertion sequence binding; ribonucleoprotein complex binding. Bases 56 to 2596 code for a protein of 846 amino acids. Gene Ontology annotation, biological process: selenocysteine incorporation. The record is from RefSeq and is a predicted model, not a curated record.
GCGGCGCGCCCUGCGCCGGGCCGGGCGGCGGCAGCGGGGCCGCGCCCCCCGCGCCAUGUCGGCCGAGAGGCGGCCGCGCUCGGGCCGCGGCGGCGAGGGCAUCAAGUUGUCAGCAGAGGUCAAACCAUUUGUUCCAAAGCAUGCGGCGGUAACUGUGGCAUGGUCAGAACCCUCAGAAGCAUGUGUCUUUCCUAGGUACUUAACUACAUGCUACCCAUUUGUUCAGGAACCAUCUUUGGAUAAUGUUCUGGGAGAUCCUGCCUUCCGAGAAUACUCCAACUGCUCUUACUCACCUGCUGGUGUUGCUAAUGUGUAUCCAGUAGCGGGCUCACAGUGUCAGUCUAACAACUCAACAAACUCUAAUGGUUCAGGAAUAGUCAGUGAAUCUGCUGAGCAAACUUAUCCAGUCAGACAAGAAAGUAAGAGUCUUUCAAAGCAAAGGAGAUCAAAAGAAGGUGAGAAAAAACAGGACAAGAAAAGGCAUGAUGGAGGUGAAGCUUCUGUCAGAAUUGCGAACAGGACUUCAUUCCAGACUUCAGCAUACAGCAGAGAUUCCAUGAAGCCAGACAGGUUCAAUAAAACUACCAAGAAGAAGUCAACUGAAGCUCCAAAACCAGAGUCUCGCCCUGUGCCCACAUUUGAAGCUAGCGUUCUGGAUUUCCAUAAGUCACAGAGUUUGGGAAACAGUGAGAUACUGAAUGUACAUCAUAAAAGUACACCAGAAGAUACUUCUGCAAAAAGGAAAGCUUCACCAAGAGCUUCAGAUGAAGCAGGAGCCAAUUUAAUUCCCUCUUCACUUGAUGGUAGGGUGUCAUUUCCUGAAGCACCUGCAGAUGGCUCUGCUCAGCCACAUGUGUCUUGGGCUGUGGUACUUUCACAGCCCCCAAAGAAAAUUGUUUCAUCACCAGCAUCUGAAGGUCUUUCCAGAGGCAAAGGGAAGCAGGAGAGUGAACCAAAGCAGUCAGAAACGAAAAAUAUUCCGAGUGAAACUGAGCCUGAAGAAGAGUCAGAAAAGAAGAAAAAAAAGAAGAAAAAGAAGAAAAAACUAAAGUCACCCACUGAUGUAGAAAGACCUCAAAGUGAAUCUAACAUAAUACAGGAACCACCAAAGAUUGAGGAUGUUGAGGAGUUUCCUCAUCUGGCAGCUGCUUCUGAUAGGAGAAACAGGGUAGGACCUCAGAAACCAUCCUUUACUUCUGCAGUCAGAAAGCAGUCUGAAAUCCAUCUUUCCGAAGAGCCUUGUGAUAGUUGGUCUCCCUCUCUGGAUGAAACUCCCAAGGUGGAUGGACUGACAGGGAAACAAGCUUCGUCUUCGGUAUUAGAAAGAAAGAAAACUCAGGAAACAUCCAGGAACAGUGGUAAGAAGAGUCAAAUUCCAGUGCAGUUGGAUUUGGGUGGCAUGCUUGCAGUCUUGGAGCAGAAGCAGCAAACAGAGAAGUCAAAACAGUCUCCUAAACCUGUGGUAUUUUCAGUUGGUGGUGCCAUACCAUUGUUAUCUAAAGACCCCACUUCCGCCACAAGAAGUCACCGUUUAAACCAAGGAAAGAUGCCUCAUAAUCCCUUGGAUUCCAGUGCUCCUUUGGUAAAGAAAGGGAAACAGAGAGAAGUACCUAAAGCCAAGAGACCAACACCUCUUAAAAAGAUUAUUCUGAAAGAAAGAGAGCAAAGAAAACAGCAGCACCUGUUAGAACAGAAAGCAGCACCAAAAGAUGAAGACAACAUUUCUCAGACAGCAGGAAAUGUUACUGAAAACACAACCCUUCUACAGGAUAGUCAAGCUGUUCCGGUAACGCAAGUUGGUGAAGGGUUUCCGGAGCACAUGGGGAUCAAGGAAUCUAAAGAAGGUUCUGUGACUUCAAAGCAGCUAACUGCCACUCUUCCUAAAAUCCACAGCAGGAAUUUUAGAGAUUACUGCAGCCAGGUACUUAGUAAAGAAGUUGACAGUUGCGUGACAGAUCUCUUGAAAGAAUUGGUUCGUUUCCAAGAUCGCUUGUACCAGAAAGACCCAGUAAAGGCCAAGAUAAAACGCAGGCUUGUUAUGGGUCUCAGAGAAGUUCUGAAACAUCUGAAGCUGAAAAAACUGAAGUGUGUCAUCAUCUCUCCUAACUGUGAAAAGAUUCAAUCAAAGGGUGGGCUGGACGAGACUCUGCACAACAUUAUCGACUGUGCCUGUGAGCAGAAUAUCCCGUUUGUUUUUGCCCUGAAUCGCAAGGCCCUGGGCCGCUGUGUGAACAAAGCAGUGCCUGUGAGUGUGGUGGGAAUUUUCAGUUAUGAUGGGGCUCAGGACCAUUUUCAUAGAAUGGUACAGCUUACAACAGAGGCUAGGAAGGCCUACAAAGAUAUGAUAGCAGCUUUAGAGGAAGAAGCUAAAGCAGAACUAAGAGAAGCCCAACCCAGCAUCUUAACUCCUGAAUCUGAAAAAAAUGGCUUGUUAGAAACUUGUAAAACACCUUCCAAGGACUCGGAUGAGGAUGUACCAAAUUACAUUAAAGUCUGGAAGAGAAAACUUGAAGAAGAAUAUAACCCAUAUGCACUGGCUUUGGAGAAGAGUGCAACUGCUGACAUGGCCAUACUGAAUUUGGAAGACCAUCAGUAAAUCCAGAUCCAGGUCUAUUGGGCUUGGAAGAAGGUAGCAAAAUAACAUAAUAUAAAGAAAUACCUGAAGUUAGCUAAGCAAACUGGUCUGAAUCCCUUUAAGCAAAAUAUACACUGGAGCACAUGA